Messenger RNA from Lichtheimia ornata, 1068 nucleotides. RefSeq lists its product as uncharacterized. Gene Ontology annotation, molecular function: oxidoreductase activity. The record is from RefSeq and is a predicted model, not a curated record. The transcript has 4 exons. Bases 1 to 1068 code for a protein of 355 amino acids. NCBI's taxonomy places the organism in Eukaryota, Fungi, Mucoromycota, Mucoromycetes, Mucorales, Lichtheimiaceae.
AUGGUUGCUAUCGUAUUAAACAAUAAGCCUCGUCCCAAAACCACAGGUUACACAUACGGCUAUGAACUUGAUGACAGCAAGGUGCGUGAACCCAAGGAUAAUGAAUCCCUCGUAAAGAUCCAAGGAGGAUCGUUCAAUCAUCGUGACGUAUGGAUUUUGAAGGAUGCCUAUCCACUUCCCAUUCAUACAGGAUCAGUUCUUGGAUCCGAUGGAGUGGGUGUUGUAGAAAAGACAAGUGGCGAUGGAUCUAUCAAGAAAGGACAACGUGUACUUAUCAAUCCAGGCAUUGGCUGGGAUACGGAUCCUCUUGGACCCGAAGAGGAUUACUACAUUCUUGGAUUGCUACCUGCCAUUGGCACCUUUGCCGAAGAGGUGGUGGUAGAAAAUAGAGACCUUGUACCAUGUCCUGAGCAUUUGACUACAGCUCAAGCUGCGUCGUUACCACUUGCUGGAUUAACUGCGUAUCGUGCACUCUUUACUCGUGGGAAUGUCAAAGCUGGAAAAAACGUGAUUAUCACUGGCAUUGGAGGUGGUGUAGCCGUUUAUGCGCUUCAAUUUGCAGUCGCUGUAGGUGCCAAUGUAUAUGUCACAUCAUCGCAACAAGAUAAAAUCGAGCAUGCAAAGAAAGCGGGUGCUAAAGGUGGUGUCAAUUACAAGGAUCCCAAUUGCUUUGAUGAUUUGCUCAAGCAACUUAAUGGAGCCAAAAUCGAUACCGUUAUUGAUGGUGCUGGUGGAUCGUUUUAUGCAGGGUUACCCAAAGUAAUGCGACCUGGUGGUACGCUGGUGAAUUAUGGGCAAACAUCAGAUACUACUGGCAAUACAAUGAAAACCAAUGACAAGGGUGGCAUUGUCUUUACAAUGAUUCAUGUGUUUAGCAACCUGGAGCUACGAGGGUCCACCAUGGGAUCACGACGUGAAUUUAGAGAGAUGGUAGCGUUCGUUGACAAGUACAAAAUCAAGCCUAUUGUAUCCAAGGUGUGGAAGGGAUUAACCUUGGAGAAUGUGGAUGCAGCAAUCGAUUACAUGAGGAAUGGUCACCAGCAAGGAAAGCUUGUCAUUGAAAUGUAA